Messenger RNA from Kalmanozyma brasiliensis GHG001, 891 nucleotides. Its product is annotated as Ceramidase. Gene Ontology annotation, biological process: ceramide catabolic process; ceramide biosynthetic process. The record is from RefSeq and is a predicted model, not a curated record. The coding region runs from base 1 to 891 and encodes 296 amino acids. Gene Ontology annotation, cellular component: endoplasmic reticulum membrane. Lineage: Eukaryota; Fungi; Basidiomycota; Ustilaginomycetes; Ustilaginales. The transcript has a single exon.
AUGUCGUGGUACAAAGACCCGAACCCCCUUCCCACCGGCUACUGGGGCCCGAUCACCUCGACGCUCCUAUGGUGCGAAGAAAAGUACCGCUGGUCUCGCUACGUCGCGGAACCGAUCAACACGGUGACCAACGUCUUUUUCAUCGUUCUUGCCCUCUACGGGUAUCGCGUCACGGUCCGCGAGCGUCUUCCGUUGCGCUAUGCGAUAUGUCAUCUGGGCGUAGCGCUCGUCGGGUUCGGCAGCGCCCUGUUCCACGGCACACUCAUGUACUGGACGCAACUGCUCGACGAGCUGCCGAUGAUCUACACCUCCGCCUGGCUCACCUACUGUGUCUGCGAAACCUCGAAAGGCUACGGCAAGCCACGAUUCCGCAUCUUGCUACCUACCACGCUGGUGCUGCUCGUGACGUGGAUCACCGUGGUGUACGUGUGGAACGGCAAUCCUGUCUUCCACCAAGUCGCGUACGGAUCCAUCCAACUCGUGUCCACCGUUCGGGUGGUAUAUCUGCUUCAAUCCCCCGCAUCAGCGCUCAACACCCCGGCGGGCAAGGAGCGCAAGAGCGAGAUCCUCAGACUCUACCUGUUUGGCGCGAUCACCUUCUUGACGGGCUUCGCCAUCUGGAACGUAGACAACAUCUUUUGCUACCAGCUGCGACAGGCGCGUGCGCGCGUCGGUCAGCCCUGGGCCAUCCUACUUCAAGGACACGGCUGGUGGCAUAUCCUGACCGGGUGGGGCGCCUACUGUCUGAUCACGGCAGGAAGCCAGUUGGCAGCGGGCGAGAAGGAGGAUGUGAACAACUUUAGACUGCAGAAGGGGUGGUUCCCGGUGGUGAUUCGCGUCAAGGAGUAUAAGCCGACGGCUGCGGGAAAGAGAGGGAGGAAGACGCAGUAG